Messenger RNA from Rhipicephalus sanguineus (brown dog tick), 4955 nucleotides. Its product is annotated as rho family-interacting cell polarization regulator 1. Lineage: Eukaryota; Metazoa; Arthropoda; Arachnida; Ixodida; Ixodidae. The transcript has 22 exons. The record is from RefSeq and is a predicted model, not a curated record. Bases 514 to 3393 code for a protein of 959 amino acids.
CCGGUGUUUGUGCCGCGCUGUAGUGGUGGCUGCUGCGCGCGCGGUGGCUUAUUUUGUCCACGGCUCCGCGGCAGGUUGGUUUUUUAGCGUUGCGACGGCGAGGCCAGCCGUUCACGUGCGAGAAAGAGCGAGAGCUGCUCGAGAACGGGGGCCUCUUUUGCGGCGACGAAAGUAGACGAUAAGCGAACGAAAGAGCGUCUGCUGCAGCCACUCGCUUCUUUUUGUUUUACUUACCUGCGCGAAACUGAGUUUGUGAGGUUUCGUUGCCCGUGUGUGUGUGUGUGCUUUCAACGACGGUCGGUUCUUCGACUACGACCACGCAGAGACGGAUAGCUCGUGCUUAACCUACCGUGAUUGGCGCCCGUAGCAACCGCAGCUUGUUGGAACGCCGCAAGUGCUACGCUGGAAGCGGGAGUGUUUGGAUUGGUGCGUUUCGCCGUUGCCUCGGAGAGCCCCCAUCGGAUACCUCGAGCCGAACUCCACGCUACGGGCUUCAGCGAUGACGGCGCGGACAUGUCGCUGAGCGAGCGGCUGAAGCCCCGGCCGGCCGCGGACCCUGGCUCGGGCUCCGUGUUGGCCCGGAGCCGGUCGUUCGCGGGUCUCCUGCACGGCGGCCACCGGCGCACACCGAGCGCCGCCUCUUCCUCGGGAGGAGGACAGCCGCUGCACGGCGUCCCUGCCGAUGGCAGCCUGAGCAGCAGCAGCGGAGCAAGCUCGGGAUCGAGCACCCUCUCCAAGAGUUCAGUGCUAGGCCAACACCAUAGUCCGCAUGCACCUCGACGCAUCCUCCAAGGCAUUUCCUCAACGUGGUCUGGGAAACCACCCAGGUCUCCGCGGCCGGCCAGGACUCUGCUCAUCUUCAACGCCGUGGAAAGGGGUCUCAGGGAAUGUGUCAGUUUAGCGCAGGAGGACAUUCUCAGCUUGAGAUCCUCUGUGGAUAAUCUGUCACUCUCCUCAUCGCAGUCUCAGGGAAAACUUUACGAUUGCGAGAAGCAAUUGAAGGCAGCUGAGAGAUACCUCAAGCGAAUUGAGUUCCAGCUUUCCAAGGUGGAGGAGUUGCGCGAGCAUUACGAGGUGCAGCAGAGGAUGCGUGAUGGCGUGCGUAGCAUGGCGUAUGCCUACGUUCUGUCUCCUGGGUGUGAGAAGGACAACGCUUUGCAUGGUGUCCGCUCCGGGUACCGGGAGUGUGUUGACACUCUCUGCGUUCUGGAAGCCCACCUGGAGCAACUUAUGGGCACCCUGCAAUUUCAGAUGCGUGGAAUCCAGGGUUUUGCACGUCUCUGUGCUGGGGACGUCUUUGAGAUAAGUGUCAAGCACGGAGACCAGAAGUGGAAGUCACGGGGUAGGGUUCAGAAAAAUGGCCAGCAGGUCUGGGACAACCAGCAAGUCAUCAUGAAGGCCCUGCUGGGCGAAUUCCUCUUCAUCAAGGCAGUCGAAGUGCGUGGCCUUGGAAAGAACAUGCUUUUGGGCAACAAGUCCUGCGAGAUCAAGGAACUGUUCAGCUCUCAUUCACAGCUGAUGACCAUAAACCUCAACUCAAGUGGAUCGCUCAAGCUCAAUCUGGUCAUCACAUGGAAUCCUCUCCAUGGCUGCAUGGAAGAUAAUCUCUCUGGCAGCAAGCAGUCACCUCCAGUGCUUAGUGUGAUGAGCUCUCCCUUCUCAAGGCGGCGUGGGACAUCACCAUUCAGGGGGGACACCAUCCUUGAAAGGACAGGGAGCAUGGUGCAUGAACUGGAGACGGGGCAGCGUGACUGGCGGCCUCAGGUGACUGAGUGGGAGGGGCCUCGGAGAAGGAUGACCCCGCAAGGUAGCAGUCCUGGUGGCAGCCUAGGAUCGGCUGGAAGCAUGUCUGCACCCAGCUCGACUCUGACCAGCCCGAACGAGGAAUUCCCGCGAGCAGCUGCUGGUCAAACUCUUCUUGUCAACUCGUACGUUCACAACAGGCCACAGAGCCCUACGUUAAGGGCUGUGGAAACUACAACUUCUCAGAGGUGGUCAAGCAUGGGUGGUGACAGUGGCUCGGACUGCUGCAGCAGCCUCGACUUGGCCGAAUGUGGUGGAAACGUGUCUCCACCUUCGACGGCACAGUCACCGCUGCGUGAGGCCGUUCAGGGCCUGAGCUCCUGCCUCGAAGACAUCCAAGGCCACUACCCCGAGCUUCACUCACUUGAACAGAGCAUCGCCGAGCUGGAUCGCAUGCUUCGGAAACGAAGCCAUCACCGACGUGGAUCCACAGGCUCAAACGUGAGCAUCUCCGUUGAGAGUGCACUUGGCUGUUUCGACUUCCUCGACAGCGAAGAAACAGAGUCUUCCGAGAGCAGUCCUGUUAGGCAAAGUCCCUACAAGAGCCGGGAGACCAAGAAUGGUGGAACAGCAGACUCCGGUGUUGCACUGCUCAAGGAUCGCAAGAGUCCCAUCAGUGGCGGAUCCACACCGAGCCCAGUCACAGUCUCUACCGGCUCGGAUCAGCUGGACUGUGUCAUCGCUGUGCAUUGUCGCUACUGCAUUCGUCUAGUUGAGAGCUUGGGCACCUUUGGACCGCUCCGGUGUCGGGAGAGGACCUCUAUAGAAAAACUGCAGCACCAGUCUAGGCUUUUGUACAAGUUGCUGCGUGUGGCAAACAGAUUUGCUGAAGAUAGGAGGCAACUUUAUGGAUCUCAACUUGUUGAGGAGGACGACAUUGGUCACUUGUGGUGUCAGAUGGGCACCAACGAUGGCCUAGUCACAACCUUGACAAGGCUGCGUGACCCACUGGCCCGGCUCGUCCGCUCCCGCCUGAACAAUGGAGCCGUUUCUGAAAGAGUGGUGCUAGUGGUGCUACAGAAAAUGCUGGAUGUCACAAGACUGGAGCCUGACAUGCUGGUGACGGUGCUGCAGUUCCAGACAUACUUUGCCCAGCUGGGCAGCACACUUUUCAUGGAUCACGUGGAGCAGUUGGAAGCCGAGUUGAAGGUCCUUGACUCACUGUCCUCGCGUGAGCUACCCAUUGUGAAGAGGACACUGUCAGCACUAAAGAAUGUAGUGCCUACCAAGGAGCUGGUAUUUGCUGUUUCUCAAAUUCUGGUCUGCGGGGAUCGCCAGCUCUCGAAUCUAGCAGAACAAUACCUGAAGGCAGCAGCGAAAGUCACUUCCAAAGCUCAGAUCUGUGCGCUGCUGGUUGAAGGAUUGGAGGCUGAUGCUGCACUCACAAGGCAGGGAUGCUGCAGGGCCCUGUCUUUUCUACAAGCUCAGGAGUACAUGGAGGAGUUGGUGCACCUCUCCUAUGCAGACGAAGUGGCCAAAGUGCGACAACAAGCCAAAGAAGCACUGUUCUCGUUCGGAGAAGACGGGCGAAGGGAGUUCCAGCAGUCCCAGUUGGUUGCACACGGUUUCCAGGGUCUGACCGUCAAGUAGAGCUCUGUCAGCAGUAGCCUAGACCUCCACGAACAAAUGUGUGCUUGAAGAGCGUCUAUAUUUUGACACCCCUCUCCUCCCUUCCAAACACCCAUGCAUGCUCUCUAGUGAUUCCAGCUUCCAGUACUUAAGACCAAGCAAACCACUCGACCCGCAGUGUGAGGCCAAGACAUUGUUUCAUUUUGCGGCUGGUCGUGUAGGCAUCUGCCAGGCUACGAUCGAGCCUUUGUUUUUGAGUUCCUGUUUAUUUGCUGCUGCUGCUUUUGUAAAUAAUAUCAAGAUAUUCAGUGAGAGUUAUUUUAUUUCAGGUGUUUCAUGUUUUCUUUUUUAAUUUUUAAGCUGAUCAUGCUGGUUUCAUCUGAUGUUUAUUUACAGACUUUUUCUUUUCUAGGCGUUUUCGAUUCUUUCUCAUCAAGCAGCGCAGCUGUGCUGCACAGCCAUGUCUCUUUUCUUUGUUUUUAAGCUUUUCUUAUUUUUCAUAAUUUCUGUGAGAAAAGGUGAAGAGGAAGCUUUCACUCAGGGUCAACUCUGAUUUUCACAUGCAGAUACGUGCAGAGCACAGAAGUGCUCAGAUUAGGCUACUGGCAUUUUGAAUGAAAUUAAUCGAAAUUAAUCACCAAAUGUAGCAAGUUCAAAAUUAUGAAUCAUGUGGAUCUAAAAGUGCAGCUUACUCAAUUGGGAUAUCAUCUUUCACUGCAGAGUUGAGUUGCAAGCAUGAUGCCUUAGUUAAAUAUUCUGGUUUUUCAUCACUUUUUUUUUGUAAAGAAAUAGUUGAUAGCCUGAAUCAUCUGCACUUUACAGCUACUAUAGUCGGGUACAACUUAAGAAGUCAGGAAAGGUCCCGCCCACACGGCCGAAGUGAUUCAGCUGAUAACUUCCCCGACUAAAGAAAUAGCCCCACUCAUGCACUCGGCAAUGUUCUCCGAAGGCGGGGUCACCAGCCGUCCGGCUCAUGACGUCAGUCCGAAGUGCACGCCCAUUGGCGCAGGCUUGCGUGCAUCCGCCUUUGAGGAGGAAAUGCCGCGGACUUCUAAAGUUGUAUUCAACUAUAGAUUUUAGUUAUAUUUCUUUUGUGUGAUGGCCAAGAAGAUUUUUAUUCGAGUGUAUUUUAUAAGAGCAUGCGACGUGAGGCUUCCUCUUAAAAUACUGUGCUUAUUGUCGGGUGUGCCUGCAUUGCUCCAUGCAUAUCACUUGAGCGAAGCUACGUGAGAGUUGACAGCAUGCUCAUAUUGAUGACGCAUGUUUGCAAGCUUGCCAGCGUGCCAUGUUGCUAACGGGAAUCGACAGUGCAAUGGCUAUCCUGUUCCGAUGACUGAUCGAAGCACUACUAGUAGUACUUUCUCUGACCAGCGCCACCCAUGCAGUCUAGUCAGCAAAGUUGGUUGUUUGUUAUCAUUCCAGAGAGACGAAGAAAAGUCAGCGAAAUGUUUCUUUAUUAGCGUCGAGAGAUGUUCCAACCCCACUCCCGCCCCAACUUUUUUUUUUCUGUUGCCACUAAGAUGAAGCAUCUGCCAAAUCCUCGAGACUUGAGUGCUGGUUUUUAAUAAACAAGUUAUUGCAUG